Molecule: messenger RNA, 942 nt
Organism: Solanum verrucosum
Lineage: Eukaryota; Viridiplantae; Streptophyta; Magnoliopsida; Solanales; Solanaceae
Product: transcription factor JUNGBRUNNEN 1-like
Exons: 3
Coding region: 4-942 (312 amino acids)
Biological process (GO): regulation of DNA-templated transcription
Molecular function (GO): DNA binding
Source: RefSeq, a predicted model, not a curated record
UUAAUGAUGGAAGUGGAAAAAAUAAAUAGCAUAGUUACAAAUAAUUACUACAAGGAGGAAGAGGACGAGGAUGAGGAUGAUGUUGUACUUCCAGGUUUUCGAUUUCAUCCCACUGAUGAAGAGCUUGUAGGGUUUUAUUUACGCAGGAAAAUUGAGAAAAAAACGAUUGGUUUAGAGAUUAUUAAGCAGAUCGAUAUCUAUAAAUAUGAUCCUUGGGAUCUACCAAAGGGUAGUAACAAUAAUGGAGAGAAGGAAUGGUAUUUUUUUUGCAAAAGAAGGAGAAAAUACAAAAACAGCUUAAGACCUAACAGAGUGACUGCUGGUUCUGGAUUUUGGAAAGCUACUGGUAUUGAUAGACCUAUUUACUCAUCUGGAAAAUGCAUUGGCCUGAAAAAAUCACUGGUAUAUUACCGUGGCAGCGCCGGAAAAGGCACGAAAACCGAGUGGCAGAUGCAUGAGUUUCGUCUUCCUGUAGAAAAUGAUAAAUCAACCAAACAUCUUCAUGCUAACACCAUCCCUCAAGAAGCUGAAACAUGGACUCUUUGCCGUAUCUUGAAACGAAAUGUUUUAUAUAAGAAACCAAUACCAGAUUGGAAAGAAGUGGCAAAAAAACAAAGAAACAAUUCAGUGAUGAAUAAGGAUGUUUUAAGCUCCAAAAUAUGCAGCAAUAAUAGUAUUGAAUCUUCUUCAAAUAAUUCCCAGAUUUACAUCAGUUUUAGCACUACUUCUGUUGCUAACCAGAAUACUUAUACUAAUACUGUGACAGAAAAUAAGCAUCAGUUUGUAAGCCAACAAAGCUCAGGAACCUCAUCUCAAAGUACAACUGUUGGUGCUGCAACAUCCAAUUCCAGUACUCCUCUGGACUUUAAUGAGUGGUUAGACCAUGGCAACUGGGAUGAACUUAAAUCUAUUUUCGAGCUUUCGUUUGAUCCUUUGUUUUAG